AUGGCAUUUUCAGAGAACAAGCAGCGCAUGCUUCGCGGUGAGCUCUAUCACGCAUUCACUCCCGAGCUGAGUGGCCAGCGGAGACGCUGUGGUGUUGCCUGCGCGCAGUACAACAAUGCCGGCAACGUGCCCCGUCGGAGGCUCAUUGAGUUAUUGCGGGACGUUAUGGACGACGAUACGCCUCUGCCGCCUCCUGCAGCAACGCCCGAAGAGGACGACGAGCUCUUCAAAGACGACCCCUGGAUUGGGCCGCCAAUUGCCAUGGACUAUGGCUAUAACGUAAAGAUUGGCAAGGGUGUCUUUGUCAACUUCAAUUCCGUGUUUCUGGAUACUUGUCUGAUUGCCAUCGGCGACCGCACCAUGGUCGGCCCAAAUGUGAGCUUCUACUCAGCGAUGCAUCCUCUCGAUCCUGCAAUACGUGACGGGCUUCGUGGGCCUGAACUUGGCAAAGAGAUUCACGUCCAAGAAGACUGCUGGAUAGGUGGCAACGUUGUCAUCUUGCCCGGAGUCACCAUCGGAAGAGGGAGCACUGUUGGAGCUGGUAGCGUGGUGACCAAGGACGUCACCGAGUUCACGGUUGUGGCAGGCAACCCAGCAAAGAUCAUAAGGAAGAUUGAAACGCAAAUGGACCCUGCGCAGCGCAAUGCUGGAGCAAGCGCAUGA
Molecule: messenger RNA, 663 nt
Organism: Parastagonospora nodorum SN15
Lineage: Eukaryota; Fungi; Ascomycota; Dothideomycetes; Pleosporales; Phaeosphaeriaceae
Exons: 2
Coding region: 1-663 (220 amino acids)
Molecular function (GO): acetyltransferase activity
Source: RefSeq, a predicted model, not a curated record